Centruroides sculpturatus (bark scorpion) is the source of this 1476-nucleotide messenger RNA. RefSeq names its product acidic mammalian chitinase-like. Lineage: Eukaryota; Metazoa; Arthropoda; Arachnida; Scorpiones; Buthidae. Gene Ontology annotation, biological process: chitin catabolic process; carbohydrate metabolic process. Bases 1 to 981 code for a protein of 326 amino acids. The record is from RefSeq and is a predicted model, not a curated record. Gene Ontology annotation, cellular component: extracellular region. The transcript has 7 exons. Gene Ontology annotation, molecular function: chitinase activity; chitin binding.
AUGUUCUUGGUGGAUACUUGGCCUCAUCGGCUUCUGAUCACUGGCUAUUGGAGGAGCAUCGGCGGAAACUACAAGAAUUUCGUUGAAUUGAAAGAAUACAAUAAAGACUUGAAAAUAUUAAUAGCAGUAGGAGGAUGGAAUACAGGAUCCAUUAAAUUUUCAAAACUAUCUUCAGAUUCUAAAAAAAGGAAAGUUUUUAUAGAUUCUGCAUUGAAUUUAGCAAGAAAACACAAUUUCGAUGGAGUUAAUAUCAAUUGGCAAUUCCCUACAAGAAGAGGUGGAAAUCCUAAAGAUAAAGAAAAUUUCGCACUCUUAAUUAAGGAAAUGUAUGAAGUCUUUAAAUCAAAUAAAUUAAUUUUGACGAUCGAUAUGAGUGCUUCUCCUAAUAUCAUUGAUGAUGCUUAUGAUUUAGGUGUAAUUUCUCGGAAUGUUGACUUUAUACACGUCACCGCUUUUGAUUACUGGGGUUAUUGGGAACCGAUUACAGGAUUUCCAGCUGCAUUGUUCGCUAGAGUAAAAGACAUCGACGUCAGAUUGAAUGUCAAUUAUACGGUAUCGUAUCUAAAAUCGUUAGGAGUCGAUUUGAAGAAGAUUGUUAUCAUUGUAUCAUCGACGUCACAAACUUGGACUUUAGAUGAUUCGUCAGAUACGUCUGUCGGUGCUAAAGCUACAAAACCUGGAAAUAAAGGAUCCUAUACUCUACAUCCAGGAAUUUUAUCAUAUUACGAAACUUGUAAAUUGUUAAUGCAAGAUGGAUGGACAAUUAAAUACGACCCCGAAGCUAAAGUGCCGUAUGCUUAUCGUGGAGAUCAGUGGAUCGGAUAUGACGACGUCAAGAGUGUUUCCGAAAAGGUUAAAUACGUUAAAAAUAGUGGAUUAGCGGGCCUUGGUCUAAAUUCUCUCGAUCACGACGACUUUCGAGAUUUAUGUGACAAUGACAUUUAUCCUCUUUUAACGGCAAUUAACGACGUUCUCAAAUAAAUUUUUUAUUCUCAUUUACUCGCUUUAAUGACGAUUAACGAACGUAUAAACUUUGACAUUAAAAUAAUAAUUAUGAAAAAUAAAAUAAUCCUCUUAUUUUUUUUUUUCAUAUACUUUAACACACAUGUUCCUGCUUUUAAUGGCAAUUAAUGACGUUCUUUACCGAAUUUUUUUUUUUAAAUUUAUAUUUUAAUGACAAUUAACUAUGUUUUGGAGUGACUUUUUUUUAAUCGCUUUAAUGACAAUUAACGAUAUUCUCCAACGAAUUUCUUCACGUAAAUACUUUAAAAUUCGAUUUUUAAUUUUAUAACUUGGGAAAUAAAAUUAAAUCUUUGAAACAAUUCUCUUAUUUUUCAUAUACUUUGACACACAAACACACACACACAUACAUUUUUUUUUUCCUAUAAUUUAAUCCGUAUCAAGCGGAAUUUGAUAUCGAAUAGCAGAUGAUACUGUCAAUCACAAUAAUCGAUCGCAUUUUUCUAACAUUCUUAA